This is a messenger RNA of Dentiscutata heterogama, 120 nucleotides long. NCBI's taxonomy places the organism in Eukaryota, Fungi, Glomeromycota, Glomeromycetes, Diversisporales, Gigasporaceae. The record is from the annotation of a GenBank genome assembly.
GCCACGGGUCACAUGAACCAUUCAGAUUCAAGAUUUUGCGAAUUUCGAUCACCCAUAUGGGCAGAUUUUCAGAAUUCAAAUAUGUUACAUCAAUUUGAAUAUGAUGUGCAUGAUACCUAA